CAAAAAGGUAACAGGUUGUCUACCACAGGACAGGGCUGUCUGCCUAUCCGAUCCACCAACGUUACAGUUUUGUAUCUUUAAAUUACUAGAACCCCCACAAAUUGCUGGAAAGUAUACGGCCGGAUGAGGGAUAGCAGAUUUCAGACACUGAAAAUCCACAGAGAACUAAGAGUCCGACAACAACUCACAAAAGAAGUAUGUCUGGGCCCGCCCCUGGCAGCAAGACCCCUGUGGAUUAUGGCCUUCAGAUCCGCUUCAUAAACGACCUGCAGGACUCGGGAGGGGGCCCAGGUUCCUCGCCGGCCGGGGUAGCCCGGCGAGAUGCCCCAUCUAAGCCCCCGUCCGGUGGCGGCGGAGGUGGCAGCCGGCCUUCACGCUACGGGGUGGCGGUGCGAGUGCAGGGUAUCGCUGGCCAGCCGUACGUGGUGCUCAAGGAGGGCCAGAAGGGCGACUCAUAUGGAGUUCAGCUCAAGACGCACAGCUACAACAGCCUGCCCAGACACAGAGAGACCCCUGGCCAGAGGUCGUACCCCCCAGCAGACGACGGCGGGCAUCUCCGCCGCGCCCAGUCUCACGGCUCCCUGCUGGACCGUGACGGCGACGCCAGCGACGAGUUCCCCGACCACCUGGGCCGGCCCCCGGGAGACGGCCGCUCCGGCAGCUAUGGCAACCUAGAUGGGGGGAUAGGAGUUGGAAGAGAGAGAGUGCGGAGAGGAGGAGGAGGAGGAGGAGGAGGGUUGCAGAGGAACCAGUGGGGCGGGUCGCACGGUGUGGGGCUCAACGGCUCGCCAGGAACGGGCAGUGAGUACGGCUCCUCGGAGUCCUUCCCCGAAAGUCCCCCUCGAGCGGCCAGUGCCCCACAUCACCAGCCUCCACCCAGCCAGCCGCAAUACCACCAGCCCCCACCCAGCCAGCCGCAAUACCACCAGCCCCCCCCCGGCCAGCCCCCACCCAGCCAGCCGCAAUACCAUCAGCCCCCACCCAGCCAGCCUCCACCCAGCCAGCCGCAAUACCACCAGCCCCCACCCAGCCAGCCGCAAUACCACCAGCCCCCACCCAGCCAGCCGCAAUACCACCAGCCUCCAGCCAGCCAGCCGGAGCAGCAGCAGCCUCCGCCAAAGCACGUCCCUGUCAACCGCCUCAUCAGUCAGUUCAACGGUGGCCGUAGUACUGGAGGAGCCGCCAGGGGGCGCUCUCCCGACGUGGAUUCAGGACGCCCAGCUGCACCUCCUCCUUACGCUGCCCCCUCCGUCGUCUCGAACCCGUACUCCUCGCUCCCCUCGUCCAGUCAGAGCAGCCUGGGGCGGGGCUCGGGGUCUGUCGGCAAGGUAACGCCGGUGCACAAUUCCACCUCUCCUUCACCAGCCAAUGAGUGGCAGUCUCAGGGGCGAUAUGUUGCUGUGGAGACAGUACCUGCCAAUCAAGCAGAGGCACAGGUGACCCCUGACCUUUUGCUAGACCAGGGUCAGAGUUCAGGCUCUGAGCUCUCCAAUGAGGACGACCAGAUUCUGCAGAUGAUCUACAGUGUCCUACGGCAUGGGAGCACCGAGAGUGAUGCUGUCAUCAAACAGAAGGCCCGAGUGCUCUGGAACAAGAUCCGCCCUCUCAAGGGUCCUCAGGCAGUGAGGGCUGACCCCACCCUGAAGGCAGAGCUGGAGGAGUCUCGGGACGAGUGUCUGAGCCUGCAGGAGCAGCUGGACCGAAAGAAGAUCGAGCUUCAUCAGAUACACACUGAGCUGACUCAGUUGCGGAUGGACAGGGAGAGUGCUGAGGCUCGUGUGCGGGAGCAGGAGGAUCAGCUGGCUGGACUGCAGGAGGAGCUGAGGAGAGAAGCCGAGAACAGAGCACACACCGACACACUGCAGACGGAGCUGAUGGCGUUGCAAGCGGACCAGGUGGAGCUGCAGGCAGCGCGUCAGAAGCAGGACGAGGCGCUGCGGCAGAGAGAGCGCGAGCUCACCGCCCUCAAGGGGGCGCUCAAGGACGAGGUGGCCACACACGACCGUGAGAUAGAGGCCCUCCGGGAGCAGUACAGCCAGGACAUGGAGAGGUUCCGCCUCAACAUGGAACAGGUGUCACAGUCUCAGGCUGGUAUCGAGGCGGAGCGGCAGCGAGUGAACAGCUCGGUGAGGUCCUUGCAGCAGCAGCUGGAGGAGAGCAGGGAGGAGGGCGAACACUGGAGGGGCCAGUUCCAGAGCAGCAGGGAUGAGCUGCGCUCCACCAAGCAAGAGCUGCUUCAGGCUCGUCUGGAGAAGGACGAGUUUGAAGAGGAGCUCAAGGAGCUGCAGGAGAAAGUGGACUUCAUGAAACAGCAAAUGCCCGACCCCAAACAAGCAGAUGCACUCAAAAAGGAGCUGGAGCGUUGCCGUGCCGACCUGAAGGAGGCGCAGGCGGAGGUGGACAAGAUGAGGUCGGAGCGGGACAAGAAGCUGAUGGAGGUCGUGACCCUGAAGAAGGGCCACCAGGAGCAGGAGGCCGAGCUCACCUACGAGCUGGAGCGCCUCCGGGAGCAGACGCGCCGCGACAAGGACGAGCUGGCCAAAGCACACGAGAAAGCCAAGAAGCUAGCUGAGCCCUCAUUGGUGGAGGCGCUGCGCGUGGAGCUGAAGGAUGCGCAGUCGGAGGCGGAGCAAGUGCGCGGGCGCCUGGCGGAGCGAGACGAGGAGCUGCAGACGGAGCGAGAGCGACUGCUGUCUGCGCAGACGCAGCUGCACACGCUCAGAGACCAGAGAGAGGAGCAGGAGGACGCACACACACGCCUCAGAGAGAAGCUCACACGACUUGAGUCCCAGCUGCAGGAGCGCGAGUGCCAGAGUUCAGAGGCCGAGCAGGAGCUCCAGCAGGAGGUGGAGAGGCUGAAGGCCCAGCUGGACGAGGCCCGGCGUGGCAGCUCCAAGCUGGGCAGGGAGCGGGAGGCGCUGACCUUCCGGCUGGAGGAGGGAGAGCGGGAGAGAGAGUCGCUGCGCAAGGAGAACGGCCUGCUGGAGGAUCAGAAGAGACAGGCCGAGAAAACACUGGACAGACUCACCAAGGAGCUUGAUCAGGCGUCGGCGGACGGCCGUAAGGCAGUGGAGGCGGUGCAGGUGCAGCUGGAGGAGCAGAGGGAGCGCGGCCGCCGCGAGCAGCAGGAGCACCAGAAGCUGGGCCGAGAGCGCCUGGUCGAGCUGGAGAAGGCCCAGAGUGCGCUGCGCUCCGUCCAGGACGAGCUGUCUCGGCAGAAGAAGGAGUACAUUGCGUGUAGUGAGGAGAAGGACAAUGCUUUGCUGGACAGGGAGCUGCUGACCAAUCGCCUGCGCCACCUGGAGGUGGAGGUAGAGAACCAACGCGGCAGCCAGAGUGACAAGGCCCGGGAGAUGCGCAGCAUGGAGGAUAAGUUGAAGCAUUUGGAGAUGGAGCUGGAGGAGGAGAAGAACACAGUGGAGCUGAUGACUGAUCGAAUCAACAGGAGCAGAGAUCAGAUAGAGCAGAUGCGCUCUGAACUCAUGCAAGAGAGGUCCUCCAAACAAGAUCUGGAACUGGACAAAAAUGCCCUGGAGAGACAGAUAAAGGAGUUUAAGAGUCGCAUGGUGGAGAUGGAAGGGCAGUCACGCUCGUCGUCUGGUGUCUCUCAGCUGGAGUCCAAAGUUGUUGAGCUGGAGGAGAGACUGCACUCUGAGGAGAGGGAGAAGAACACUGCCCUGUCCUCACAACGUCGCUUGGAGAGGAAGCUGAAGGACCUUAACAUGGCACUGGACGAGGAGAGACAACAGUCCACAGACCAAAGAGACCAGCUGUCUCUGCGGGUGAAGGCCCUGAAGCGGCAGGUGGAUGAGGGGGAGAGUGAGCUGGAGCGUGUGGAGGGUCUGCGCAGGAAGGCCCUCAGGGACAUGGAGGAGCAGCAGGAGCUCAAGGAGGCCCUGCAGUCACGAGUCAGCGCCCUGGAGAACGAACUCAAGAGGAAGACCCAGCAGGCCAUGCGCCCCGUGCUGGACUCCUCCGCCCUGAGCUCGGACGACGACGACGACUACAACGACAGCCUGUACGACUCCUCCCGCAUCGCCUCCAUCCUCACCGAGAGCAACCUGCAGACCAGCUCCUGCUGAGAGGCAGGCGGAGGUGGAGGUGCUCAGGCCACAGGCCGACUCGGGCUUCUGUGUAGAAUCUACGCUGUUGGUACCAGCACGGUCUCAUCUUUUUAAAAGCCAAACAAGCGAUUCUUAUAUAUAAAUAUGGGCAUUUACAGAGAUUGGUCCAUCAUCCAUCUUUCUUUAUUUUUUCCAGCCAGCAUUACUUACAGUACACACACAUACACGUGAUUACAAAUGCUCACAGUGGUGUAGUCCUCUCAUGUGGGCUACAGCACAGGUGUUGGAUAGAGCCCAUGCAUGGCAUAACCAUAAUUCAGCCGUAUGGCCUGAUGUACCGACAGCUCAGAUUCAACACAGAAGCGCCGACCGGAGCAGCAAGGACACUUUAGGUGGCAGCACAGGGUCUGAGUGAGCUGGCGUCUACACCAGAGCAGUAGGGUAGCAGGGGCUGCCGAGGGAGGCGUGCGGACCAGAGAUGGGACAACCCGGCUUCAGGAAGUAAAUCUUACCAUGUAUUGGUUCUACCUGUGCCCCUAACACAGGUGAUUUCACUUGUCCGCUCAUCCACCUGGCUGAAGAGUUGAGCAAAUCAGAAUCUGCUUGUUUAGUGAACGGUUGCGACAAAUACACUACUCACAAAAAAGUCAGGGAUAUUCGGCUUUUGGGUAAAAUUUCAGGAUAAGCCUAAAUUCCAUUAUAACCUUUACAAGUGAACUUAAUGUGACCUUCUCUAAACUUUGAAUGUGCAUGUCCAACAGUUCAGUAUUUCAGUACUUUCUGAAAAUGAAACUAAAAAAUGUAAUUUUACCCAAAAGCUAGAUUUGUGAGUAGUGUAUUUGGUAGGACGUAUUUUCUUAAGCCAGGUUUCCCGUCUCUGGACUGUAGGAGUUUAAAGGUGUUAUGGGACUCACUUGGAGUGCCCGGG
Molecule: messenger RNA, 4992 nt
Organism: Sardina pilchardus (European sardine)
Lineage: Eukaryota; Metazoa; Chordata; Actinopteri; Clupeiformes; Clupeidae
Gene: cgna
Product: cingulin
Exons: 21
Coding region: 198-4082 (1294 amino acids)
Biological process (GO): microtubule cytoskeleton organization
Cellular component (GO): bicellular tight junction; myosin complex
Molecular function (GO): microtubule binding
Source: RefSeq, a predicted model, not a curated record